Messenger RNA from Tachysurus vachellii, 2610 nucleotides. RefSeq names its product zinc finger, matrin-type 5 (gene zmat5). The record is from RefSeq and is a predicted model, not a curated record. The transcript is spliced from 5 exons. Bases 253 to 777 code for a protein of 174 amino acids. Gene Ontology annotation, cellular component: U12-type spliceosomal complex. Lineage: Eukaryota; Metazoa; Chordata; Actinopteri; Siluriformes; Bagridae. Gene Ontology annotation, molecular function: zinc ion binding.
UGACCUUGAUGGCUUGACAAAGUCCGCCCUUCUUUAUCAACUAGCUAGCCAACGUUGAACUGUAUUGAAUUUAUUUACUUAUUUUUAAUAUUACCCAGCGAAUGUAUCUGUUCGUUGAUUUCUAUUAUAACUCAUUUAAAGGUAGGGAGCGCUGUAAAGGCGUUUAGAACCCAAUGGUGAUCAUAGAUAACUGUUAAUAGAUCUUUCUGAGAAAUUCCACUGCAGAGGUUUCUAAAGUUGGUUUAAAGAGAAAUGGGAAAGCGGUAUCAUUGCGAUUACUGUAAUCGCAGCUUCCAAGACACACUGCACAACAGAAAGAAACAUCUGAAUGGCGUCCAGCACCACAGAGCAAAAAAAGCUUGGUUCGACAACUUCCGAGAUGCAGUUGCAGUUCUCCAGGACGAGAGAGCAAAACAAGCGUGCAGGAAAUUUCUGCAGACAGGUCAGUGUGUAUUUGGCCCCAGCUGCCGGUACUCACAUAUGUCUGAACAGGAUAUGAAGAAUUUGGAGCAACAUAUUAAUGCAGAAGAAAAACUGCACGAGGUGGACUUGGACCAAGAGGAACCCUCCAUUAAACCUUCACUAGAGGAGUGGCUUUCCAGGAGAGAGAAAAGGGCAGCAUUGUCAUCAGGAAGUGUAUUAAAACUGGAAGAAGAAACUGAAGUUAAAUGUACUGAAGUUCCAACGUUUCUGCUUUCCAUGCCAGAUCUUCCUCCAUCACUUCUUCCCCUGCAUGCUGAAGGAUGGAGAGGCAAAGUCCAUAAUGACUGGGGUUGAAAUAAACUUUGUGUGCAAAAUACAGUCGUUUAACACUGUAUGACCAUAGAUUUGUGGACACUUGAAUAUCAUAUCACACCCCAAUUCAUUGAAAACACACACACUUGCACACACACAUAGUAGACUGGAAUUUGUUAGUCUACAGGCACAAUAGAGGCUGAAUAAAACAAAACACAAAUUCAGUCACCAAUUCAGUCAGUAAAAACAUAAAAACAACCGAUGAACACCACUAAUUUAAUUCAAUUGCUCACAUGAUAUCUAGCACAUUUUAGCACACUAGUUCUAACAUUAUUGGUAUAUUCUUAUAUAGUAUAUAUACAAUACAGCUUACAUACACAACAUGUAAAUUGUAUAACAAUACUUUCAUAUUAUUUUGUUAUUCUUGAUAUUUUGUUAAUUUAAAGGUAGGGUCUCCGAUUUUUGAGAAAUGCUUCAGAAAACAGUCGGGCCGAGUACUAAACAAAAAACAAAAAAACAUGUAGCCAAUGAGCAGAAAGGGGCGGGUCUUGUCAAUAUGCGGCGGAGAGAGUGUUCAGUGCGCAUGUGUGACAUUAGCAGAAAGCGGUUUUAACAUUGACAUGGAGGAUAAAAACAAGAAAGAAUGCGAAAAAAGGCUUACGAUAAGGAAAGAAGUAGGACCCGUGUUAAUAUAGGAUCAGCUUUCCAGCGCUGGAGAGAACUGAAGGAGCGGGAAGUUGGCCGCAUAUUCACAGAUUGGAGUUUCCUGAGUCAAUAACUCCUGAGCUAAACACUGUUACUACACAAAUAACACCUUUUCUAUCGUAAUGUAGAGAGGCAGUUACAACCGUGUUUUGCUAGUAACAGCAUUUAGCUCAGGAGUUAUUGACCCGGGAAACUCCAAUCUGUGAAUAUGCGGCUAACUUUACUUAAGACGCCAAGGUUGUUUUUUUCCUUCUCGAUAGGUGAGUAACGUUGGUUUUGCCUUGUUUCACAGAACUAAUAUAUGCCGUCCUUUGCAUGAUUAUGCUUGUGUGUCAUUUUUGCUUGUUUGUUUAUCUGCAAUCGUAUUGUUCUUCCCUUCAGCUAUGAUAGACACAUUUCUUUCCAUUAUUUGCCUGGGUUACGUAUGUAUGUGUGGGUGGAGCUAUCAAUACAGGGGUGGGACCCAUUUGGGUUAGAUGCGUGUUUGUUUUGGUGAUUUUAUGUCAACAUUGGAUUUCAAAAAUCGGAAACCCCACCUUUAAACAUGCUUAAAAAUUAAAUAUAUAUAAACCUUGAUUGUACUUGCAGCUAAAAAAUACAGUUUAAAAAGUGUGAACAGAUUUUUCAGUCACUGCAUGAUUUAUUAGCUAAAGAUUUACUUCAUCUGUCUCACUUGUAAAUAUAUGCAUGUUACAUAAUACUGCUCAAACUGAUGAGUAAAAACACUAUUAUUGCUGUCAAAUUAUGUUUUUGAUGUCCUGAUAACUUUUUUUUAUGAAGUUUAGUCAAUAAAAUAACAUCAUCAUAAUCUCAUCAGUGUGUGGAGAACAUCAUAUGGGAUUCGUGGAUCACUAACUUGGCUGAUUUGGUUUAAUUAGCACAAAGUGAAAAGACCUAUUGUUUGUACUACAAAUGUCAGAGUCCUUAAUUAAUACCAGCAUACCUUGUGAAUGGUGUAAAAAAAUUGUAAUAAUUGAAUUAAAUAUUGCAUCAUAGUUAUUACAACCAGGAAUCUUAAUGCUAAUAUUUAAUUUCAUUGAAAUUUCAAAUGUAAAAAAUGUACAGGUUGAAAGGUUUGUAUAGAAUCCAUAGAAAAGCAUAAUUUUUUGUCAUGUCUGAAAAUGUCAAUGUAAAAUUGUGGUUUAACUAAUAAAGCCAAUUUUGAGAAAA